UCCUGCUUGGAUCUGACCUUUCCUUACUGCAGUAACAUUCUUCCCUUGGAUUUUCUUCUCCUCUAUCACUCCCUUUGUCUUCCUUCUCUUCAUCCCACGGAAUGGGACUCUUACACUUCCUCAAGAAACGAUCGGGGUUCCGGGUUGACAAUAGCAGGACUACUUCGGCAGCCACCUUGACUCUACGCCAAAGUCUUUGGCCCCUGACCCUGGUUACCAUACUUUUCUUUCUAUGGGGCUUUGCCUAUGGUCUGCUAGAUACGCUCAACAAGCAUUUCCAGAAUACCCUGAAUAUCACUCGGACACGCUCUUCAGGACUUCAAGCAGCUUACUUCGGUGCCUAUCCACUUGCCUCCCUCGGAUAUGCAAACUAUAUACUCCGGCACUUCGGGUACAAAACCGUCUUUAUUUUCGGGUUGACUUUGUAUGGCAUCGGCGCCCUUUGUAUGUGGCCUGCAGGCCUAAAUCGCUCGUUUGGCGGCUUCUGUGCAGCUACCUUCGUCAUCGGCUCGGGCCUUGGAUCUCUUGAAACUGCUGCCAACCCAUAUCUUACCGUCUGUGGUCCACCAAAGUAUGCCGAAAUCAGGAUCAACCUUGCUCAGGCAUUCAAUGGCAUCGGCACUUGUGUGGCGCCUGCUUUAGCAUCAUAUGUCUUCUUCACAUCUACCGAGGACGAUGUCAAUGCCUUGAAACGAGUACAAUGGGUUUAUCUUGCCAUUGGCAUCUUUGUCUUCAUCCUCGCCGGCAUCUUCUUCAUUUCCACCAUCCCCGAGGUAACCGAUGAAGAUAUGGCCUUCCAGGUUGCCGAAACGCAUGUUGAUGAGCAGGAGAAGCCAUUCUGGAAACAGUACAAGCUGUUCCAUGCCACGUUAGCGCAAUUCACUUAUACCGGUGCUCAGGUUGCCAUUGCAAGCUAUUUCAUCAACUACGUCGUCGACACCUGGCCCGGCACAACUAGCGCCACGGGUUCUAAAUACCUUGCAGGUGCUCAAGGAGCUUUUGCCGUGGGCCGGUUCCUGGGAGCCGUCAUGAUGAAAUUUGUCAAGGCCCGCUGGGUAUUCCUGAUUUAUCUUUCAUGCACUGUUGCUUUCAUCGCUGCCUCUAUAACACAAAGCGAUCGAACUGGCAUAGCAAUGCUCUUCUGCACCCUUUUCUUCGAAUCCGUCUGUUUCCCCACCAUCGUCGCCCUAGGUAUUCGCGGUCUCGGCCGCCACUACAAGCGCGGCUCGGGGUUCAUCGUUGGAGGCGUCUCCGGCGGUGCCGUGGUGCCUCCGAUUCUAGGCCAUGUGGCUGAUAUGCGGAACAGUACGGGGUUUGCCAUGAUUGUCCCAACCAUGUUCAUGGUCGUAGCGUGGACGUAUGCUAUUGCUGUGAACUUUGUGCCUGCGUAUCGGGAUACGGUUGACAAGGUUGGGUCGAGUGAUAUCGGACUUCGGGAGGAUGAUGUAACUCCGAAGGAUGUCGAGAGCGGUGGAGUGGCAGAAAUAAGCAAAAUAUCUCGGGAGGAGUAUCUGGGGAAAUGAUAGGUAGGUUUGACUGGCUGAUCGAUCAGUUACCUGUUACAUUCCUCCAAUGUCUUCGUUGGGUUCCCGGAGUUGUUUGGGAUGCUUUAUUCGCCAGGACCUGUAAUCAUUCUACGAAA
Aspergillus ibericus CBS 121593 is the source of this 1642-nucleotide messenger RNA. RefSeq names its product putative l-fucose permease. Gene Ontology annotation, molecular function: transmembrane transporter activity. NCBI's taxonomy places the organism in Eukaryota, Fungi, Ascomycota, Eurotiomycetes, Eurotiales, Aspergillaceae. The record is from RefSeq and is a predicted model, not a curated record. The coding region runs from base 102 to 1523 and encodes 473 amino acids. The transcript has 6 exons. Gene Ontology annotation, biological process: transmembrane transport.